CAUCCGUCCGGCAGAUGGCGCUAAUGAGCGUCUCGUGCGCGAAACUCCCAAAUCAGAAGAAAGGGAUAAAGCAGCGAAGAGGAAGCAUGGAAACCUUGAUCACAUAACCAAAACAAGACUGGAAAUGCAAGCAUGAGUGAAAAUGUCCAUAAUAGCAAAGCAAUGUGGAGUGAAAUUUAUUCCACCUUCAAUCGUCCUCAUUUAUGAGAACAAGAACACCAGCAAGAUGCGAAAAAGAAUCAUACCUGUGAGGAACUUCUCUCAGUAUUCAGACUGCAGCCGAGCAGCAGAGAGGAUGAAGCAUCAUGUCCGUCACAGCGUCUAUCUGGAGUCUGUGUCUUUGGCUCAGCUGGAGAGACUUCAUCUCAUCCUCCGCGAUCAUCUGCGGGGCCUCAGCCUGGACCAGAGUCUCGCCGCCCAACGGGGGUCCGACCCCAACGACGAGGACCUGAAUAAACUGAGCGAUGAAGAGCUGAACCGCAGGAAGGCCCAGAUGGACGAGCUGUUCGAGCGCAACCGCAGACGCAAAGAGGAUCCAGACUUUGUGUACGAUCUGGAAGUGGAGUUUCCAGAGAACAGCGUGCGAGAGACGUGCAGCUGGGACGAAGAGCAGUCCGAUGAUGAGUUUUAGAAGAUUGCGGACACUGGGACGGAUUUAGAACUGGAAACACAUGGAGAACUGGUGCAUCAAGGGGGUUAAGUUGAAGUCUGAUGAUGAACAUGCUUUUUGGUCCGUUCAUUUCCAACGGUACAUAUUGUUUUAAGGCGACUGUAAUAGUUAUACCACUUUGGAUCUUUGACGUCACAAAAUUCUAAAUAUUUAAUUUAGUAAAUAUAAAAAAAUUGAGGACAUGGAAACCCUGAUGAUGAUAAACACAUUUUUUAUCAGCCUACAAAAACAGGGGUUUCCUCUACUGUUACAAUAUGAAUAAAUACUAAAAAGUAAUGAUACUAAAACAUCAUUGCUUUAUACUAACAAUAUCAUCACAAUACUUGACACAUUUCAAACGACAGAGGAGUUUUAAUGGUAAAUAUUUAUUUGUUUUUAUGAAAAGCUGUACGGAACGUCUAGUCCAUAUAUCCAGGGAUAGUUAAACAUGAAAAAAUAAAACGCUACUUGAUUGUCACACUUUCAACCCUGUGGAUUCUACCCACUACUGAUGACACGAUAUGAAGACGGACAGGUACUUGUGUUCAAUAAGGUAGUCUCACGUCAAUAUAAUAGAAGUAAUAUUUCAUGUUUUAUAUUUGGAUCACAUAUAGAAUCAUAAAAUAACACAAGAGCAGCGUUGACACUGCUUAAUCUCACUUUGGUAGAUCCUCUGACAUUUUGUUUGGGUUGCCGACCUUUACAGCAAUAAAAACGGCUUUGAAUCCGAAAGCGAGU
Messenger RNA from Ctenopharyngodon idella (grass carp), 1387 nucleotides. RefSeq names its product centrosomal protein 19 (gene cep19). Gene Ontology annotation, cellular component: centrosome; spindle pole; ciliary basal body. The record is from RefSeq and is a predicted model, not a curated record. Bases 143 to 631 code for a protein of 162 amino acids. Lineage: Eukaryota; Metazoa; Chordata; Actinopteri; Cypriniformes; Xenocyprididae. The transcript has 3 exons. Gene Ontology annotation, biological process: microtubule anchoring at centrosome; trans-Golgi to periciliary membrane compartment transport.